AUGAUGCUUCGCUGUGCGAUGAAAUGCUUGGACUGUGACUGCAACGUCUCCGACAUUGUGGAUGUUCACGACGCCUUCGCUGAGGAAGUGAUCGCCCCUGUCCCUGUCCAAGCGUGUGCCCGCCCAACACGCGACAUGAUGGCUCACACGAUGGGACACGGCGCUGCUGCCUCUACGUGGCGACCCAAAAAACCGACUCCAAAAGCAACAGAACUACCCUGGCAACUUUCAUCGCGGGAAGUCCGUGAUACCGUGUUGUUGUCUGGGCGUUUCACCAAGGCGGACAAAGUUGCCUACAUGCGGGAUGUUGAGAAAGAGCUCCAGAAAUGCGGGAUCAGAACCUUUAUGGUGAAGGCAGGAGCAGGGCAAGAUUUUGGAGUACUCACUGCGAUGGGUCUGCACCGUGCGCGAGCCAUGGUGGCAUUCUGCACCUCAACGUAUGGGGAAAGGACUCGGGUAGGAUAUGAAACCUAUCAAGAGCUCAAGUAUGUACAUGAGAAUGGAGAGGAUGGGGCGAAGAUUGCACUCCUUCCGAUCAAGCUCGCCGAGGUGUACCCGCCUUGUCCCCCUGAUGAAGUGGGCAGGAGUUUGUGCAGGUUGGCAUUUUCCAGGAGCCUCGUGUAUGUUGAUGGACUUCUUGACGGAACAUCGUACAAGCAAGCCGAGGACGUGGCCAAGCUCAUUGUCGAAAGCCUCAGGCGCAUGAACCUCCUUCAUGAGGUUACAAAAUAG
Messenger RNA from Symbiodinium sp. CCMP2592, 732 nucleotides. The record is from the annotation of a GenBank genome assembly. Lineage: Eukaryota; Dinophyceae; Suessiales; Symbiodiniaceae.